CGGUUACGGUUUGUUUCCUCUUAUCAUCGCGAGAGAUAACUGAGACCGUCCGAUCCUUAUCACAACUGCAUCGCGGCCUCUGCCGUGCCUUUCCCCCGCUGCCUCGCCGCCGUUCUCUCCCAUCUCCGUUGCCUCGUCCCAGUGGGAUGGUGGGAAUUCGGCCGGACUUCCAUUGAUUUCUGCUUGUUUGUAAAGCCCUCGUUGUUGGUUGUUACCAUUGCGAGUCGAGAUCAUUAAUAAUUCCGGAUUUCCUUUCUUCUACCCUACUCUGCUCCUGAGUAAGGAGAAGGUAGGGGAUUAUGCUUCGCCUUCGCCUCCAUCCGUGCCCACACUUCUCUCCGCCGCCACCGCACCCCGUGCUUACCCGCCAGUUGGCCGCCUCUCCGCUCCCAAAGCUCUCCUUUCCAGCCGCCGUCACCGCGCUCCGAGCUCGAAACCCUCCGCGUUGCGUCGCCGUCAGCCGAGCAGCGUCCGCGGAGCAACUAAGGGGCGUUGAAGAGGAGGACCUAGAUGAGGCGCUCAACAAGACACGGCAACUCGUUGAGUGCGCCAUGUUCGCUUCCGUUGCUGGCCUCGCAUACUUCCUCAGCAACUCCCUCGCCAUCGAGAGUUAUUUUAGUUGCUUUUUUCCAUUGCCGAUAGUCAUCUCCUCACUACGAUGGGGACUGGAAGCUGGUAGGAAAACUAUGGUGGCUACCGUUUUACUGCUAUUCACAUUGUCUGGCCCUGUGAAAGCUUCAACUUAUCUGCUUAUGCAUGGAGUGGUUGGUCUGGCCAUGGGUACCAUGUGGAGGUUGGAGACCAAUUGGAUUGUUUCCAUCAUACUUUGCUCGAUUACCCGUGCUGUGGGAGCUUGUGGAUAUGUGUUAGUGUCAUCAUUUCUGAUAAGAGAAAACAUUCUUGAAUUGAUAACAGUUAACAUACAUGCCUCCUUGACGUAUAUUCUGGCAGCAGCUGGUGUGAACGCAAUCCCUUCCAUGGAUGCAAUAUAUGUAAUCUUUGGGACACUGCUUCUACUGAACUGUGGAUUCUUUGUCUUCAUACUUCAUAUAAUUUACACAAUCUUCUUGACUAAACUUGGAAUCAAGCCUUCACUGAGACUUCCAAGAUGGCUGGACAGAGCAAUUUUGAGUUGAAAGGUGUGCCAGCAAGAUUUUAUUGAUAAUGGAUCAGCAUUGGUGGAAUUGACUAAUCGAUAUGCCUGAUUAAGUAGUCUUGUAGAACCUGAAUCACCAGGUAUGUUGUCCAGAACUGGCGGCUUGAUGAUACAGCAACUAAUUGUAUCAGAUUCGCAAGCUUCUGUAGUUGAGGCAAUCCAUGACUUGUUCUCCAUCGCAUGAUCAUGGCUACUCGUAGGGUGCAAUUAGUUUUAACAUAUAUUUUUCUUCGCUC
This is a messenger RNA of Brachypodium distachyon (stiff brome), 1392 nucleotides long. RefSeq lists its product as uncharacterized. The transcript has 9 exons. Lineage: Eukaryota; Viridiplantae; Streptophyta; Magnoliopsida; Poales; Poaceae. Bases 300 to 1136 code for a protein of 278 amino acids. The record is from RefSeq and is a predicted model, not a curated record.